Molecule: messenger RNA, 3770 nt
Organism: Porites evermanni
Lineage: Eukaryota; Metazoa; Cnidaria; Anthozoa; Scleractinia; Poritidae
Source: the annotation of a GenBank genome assembly
AUGACAAACAGGAGGGAUCUUAUUGAUGAUGCUCUGCUUCGACCUGGUCGACUGGAAGUGCAAGUUGAAAUCGGUGAGAUUCAACAUAACUUUUAAUUCUGUGUUUUAACUCACGUUGCCAGCAUCUAUGGAAAUUUAUUUGGAACAAAAGAAAGCGUAUACAUAAGAAAAGACUAUUCAACUCCCACAGGACUGGUUUGGGACACAAACAUGGCCGCCGUUUCAUUGUUUUGGGACACAAAUAUGGCCGCCAUGACGUCAUGUGAAAACACACAAUAGAGAGAAGAAGCCGUUACGUCACGUUGCCAUGGUAGCAAAAUUUCCGCAUCUCAACAAACAGUGGUCCUGCAAAUAUGGCGGAAAAAAAAUUGACAUGACUGUAUGACUUUCUUGUGCAUGAUUGCACUUUGAAACAAAACGGUAGCCCAUACUUUUCUUCCAUCGUUCAACAAUACAAAUGGCCGUCUCUGUCAAGAAAGGUUGUUGAGAUCCAGCAAUCUUGCUACCCACGGUACUACCCACGGUAACGUGACCUCUCACUACCCCUCUCUAUUGGCUCUCUUGUCAUGGUUAACUCAGUAAGAUCACGCGAAAAUUAAAUUCGCCUUGCAUGCAGCAUUGCAUACUACUGAUACUNACCCGGGGGUUUUAUUCCAUGGUUGAUUAAUUUACAGCUAUUUGUACCCAAGUUGAUCAAGUGACUGCCUGGGGAGUGUGCACAUUGGUUCUUUGACAACAUUACGACAUGAUCAUAUUGCUUUCGUAGGCGAUACAGCAUGUCGCGGCCGGAAAAUAGCAUUUUGAUUCACGAGCAUGCGCUGAACCGUGCACCUGUCCCUUUAAGUUCUCUAUUGUGUCGUUACGCAACGCUGCUCUCCACUGAAAUGUUGCGUCCAGGAGACUCAAAAUAGAACCCUUGCAAAGGUGUUUGAGAAAGUCAAGAGGUGACAAGUAUAGAAUUUGCUGAAAGCUGGAUUUUGUUGGCCCAAUCCAUUUUAAGGCCCAGAAAUUCAAGUUGUGGCACGUGCUUUACAAGAUAGUUUUGCUUUUACUUCAAGGUAUGACAAACAGGAGGGAUCUUAUUGAUGAUGCACUGCUUCGACCUGGUCGACUGGAAGUGCAAGUUGAAAUAGGUGAGAUUCUACAUAAAUUUUAAUAGAGAGAAGAAGUGUUUACGUCACUUUGCCAUGGUAGCAAAAUGUCGGGAUCUCAGCCAACAGUGGUCCUUCAAAUAUGGCAGAAAAAAGAAUUGACAUGACUGUAUGACUUUCUUGUGCAUGACUGCACUUAAAAACAGGACGGUAGCCCAUACUUUUCUUCCAUCGUUCGACAAUGCAAAUGACCGUCUCUGUCAAGAAAGGUUGUCGAGAUCCAGAAUUCUUGCUACCCACGGUACUACCCACGGUAGCGUGACCUCUCACUACCCCUCUCUAUUGGCUCUCUUGUCAUGGUUAACUCAGUAAGAUCACGCGAAAAUUAAAUUCGCCUUGCAUGCAGCAUUGCAUACUACUGAUACUUUAAGUAAUGUAUGCUAACGAAUUAUGCCAGCUGCCGCAAAAAGAGUCCGUGAAGACGUAUUUCUUUAUUGCGUACACUGACAUUGGAUCAAUUUAAGGUUUCUGGGAAACUGUCUACCUACCCCUCCCCUAAGCCAACAUUUUGCCUUAAGUGAGAAGUGAGUGAUAAUGUUGGCUUAGGGGAGGGGUAGGUGGGCAGUUUCCCAGAAACCUAAAAAAUUCAUCCCUGAUUUUAAUGCAUAAUGAGUUCUUUAUAGGCCUAAAAGCGGAUUAUAGUUAGUGAAUAUGAAAAUGUUUGUGUUUGUUUGCGGGCGUUCUAUCAUUUAUUUAAAAGUUGCAUAGGUUUUCUCUCUGUUUUUAUGCAGUAGUAUGUAUUGCUGUUGGAAAAAUACGAGAUUGCACACAUUUUUGUUUGUCUGGCCAAUGUGUAAUAUUCCUUAUUGAAAUAGAGGAUCGACAGGGCAUAUUCUUUAUAGUGAGCGAGGUGUUGUUUCUCCGUGUUUUUAUAACGCUGUUUGUUGACCAGGCUUGCCAGAUGAGGCUGGACGAGUUCAAAUCCUGGAGAUACACACAGCUAAGAUGAGAGAAAAUAAUCUCCUUGCACCAGAUGUCGACCUGGCUGAUUUGGCUGUGCAGACUAAGAACUUUACCGGCGCUGAGAUUGAAGGACUUGUUCGCGCAGCGCAGUCCACAGCCAUGAAUCGCUUUAUCCAGGUACAGUAAAAGGAGAGUGCAGUGAUUUGCUGACUACCACCGAACGAAUUUGAUUCAAGAAAAAAAUAAAUCAAGCAAGCUGCCCUAGAAACUUUUUGUUUGAAAGCGUGCUUCUAUUCUUCAUAUAGUUUACCGAGCGAGGAAUGUUAAGAGUCGUGUGGGGUAACAUGCGAUCAAGUACUUUUGGGGAAUAGUGUUGGACUUUAAGUAUCAUGGCAAUGGUAACAAAUGUGAUUAAGACGGAAUCCACCAGGAAAUUGAGUAAUGUUAAUUUUCAGUGGACAAAAACCUUGUACCAGAAUAAUUUAAAGAAUAUUGAACUCUUUUUUACAUUUUUCAAGGGCUCAAGAUGUAAUAAAUCAUCUGUAGUAACACCAACGAAAAUUUCUCUUGGAAGUCCGAGAAAACUGAAUGUCAAAUUUCACAAGAAUUGUGAUUACACAGGUAAAAUUCUGAAAAUUUCAUGUGUAAGAUGUAAUUCUGUGAAAUAUGACAUUCAUUUUCUCGGGCUCCUAUGAGAAAUUUUGUUUGGUGUUACUACAGAUGAUUUAUUACAUCUUUAGCCCUUGAAAAAUGUAAGAAAGAAUGCGAUAUACUUGAAAUUAUUCUGGUACAAGAUUUUUGUCCACUGAAAAUCAAAAUUACUCAAUUUCCUGGUGGAUUCCGUCUUAAUAUUCCAACUUCUACCUUUUUGACUCUUUAAGCCCCAGAUAUCCACGUACACUUUGGGCCUGAAAGGGUAAAAAAAAAAAAUCAAAGUUCGAUGCGAAAGACAACACGGUAAAGUCAACUCUUUCUGAGAAGAACGCCUUGGGGACCUGCAGUAUGUGUCAGUCUUAGAGAGAUGUCCGUCUUAUAGAGAGUCAAAUAAAGGGAGUAAAGAAAGGCAGGGACCAACUCUGAGUGUCCGUUUUACAGAGGUGUCCGUUAAGAUAGAGUAGACUGCAUUUCAGUUUUUUCUGUUUUGGUUUUAUCAGCUUAAAAACAAUUUCGAAAUUGAUCCUGAAGCUGUGGAAAAAAUUUUGAUAAGACGUGAGGACUUCUAUCACGCCCUGGAGCACGACAUCAAACCGGUAAGUAAAGCAAGCUUUCUGUUUCCUGCAAAAGGCAAAGGAAAAUGCUCAAAUAUGAUUGGCUUUUUAACAUAACAAGUCAUGCAAGGAUAAUUGAACAGUGCGCGUCAUUUCGCUCUGUUUAAAGACAGUUGUACUUUGAUGAUGAUGAUGGUGAUGGUGAUGAUGAUUUUUUUAUACUUGUGCGUAUUCCAUUCGUCAUUCGUCAUAUUUACUUUUAUGGCUUACAUAUUACAUUUUACAUACUUUCGUAUCCCUAGUUGCAAAAAAACAAAACAAAAACCAUAGGAAAAUGUUCAGCUCAAUUUUGUGUCCAUAUAAAAUCACUCAAUCCAAAUCUAUUCGUCACUCUUUCAUACAAUCCAAGUUCUUCGGUCCUUCAAGCCGUUUCCUCUUUCUUUUUCUUUAGGCGUUUGGACCUGCUGAUGACAAUCUGGACCUGUAUGUUGCAAAUGGUGAGUGGUGA